AUGGCCAUAUUUAGUGCUGAUGUUCGUGGUCCAUGCUUCGAUUCGUAUUACGAAAAAAAUAUAACUGAUUCUCAAGAAUUUGAUAUAGAAGACUACGAAGUCUUUCAGGUUUUUCAAAAACAAUUGGUCAAAGAAAGAGAGAUAUAA
Molecule: messenger RNA, 147 nt
Organism: Cetraspora pellucida
Lineage: Eukaryota; Fungi; Glomeromycota; Glomeromycetes; Diversisporales; Gigasporaceae
Source: the annotation of a GenBank genome assembly